Messenger RNA from Biomphalaria glabrata, 1353 nucleotides. RefSeq names its product annexin A7-like. Lineage: Eukaryota; Metazoa; Mollusca; Gastropoda; Planorbidae. The coding region runs from base 170 to 727 and encodes 185 amino acids. The transcript has 6 exons. The record is from RefSeq and is a predicted model, not a curated record.
AACGGAAACACCUUCAAUGGAAAACAUUUAUUUACAUAUCAAAAACGUCACCAGUUAAUACAACUUUGGCCUAUUUUUUUUAAUAUUUAUAUAUAGGUCUAGAUCGAGAUUUUACAUAGGACUGUAGAACUAACUAAAUCUAGAGAAAACCGGAAUCCUGCCCUAAAAAAUGGGUAAAUCUAGUAGUAGCAGCUCAUCCAGUGGCUCAUCAGAUGAUGAAUGGCGUCAUUUGCCUAAACAUGAAAAGAAGUUGAGAAAGAAGUGGAAGAAACAUCACAAAAGAGGUAUGAUACCACAUGGAGUAAUGCCACCUUGGAUGGGUGGACCUGCUUGGUGCCCACCUCGUGGCAAACAUGGCAAACACGGGCAUGGACAUGGCGCAUAUCCAGCUGGAGGUCAUGGUGCCUACCCACCAGGUGGUGUGCAUGGUGGGUACCCUGCACAUGUGCCCCCUGCUGGUGGACAUUACCCUCCUGCAGGCCAGUACCCAGGAAAUCCUGCCUACCCCCCAGCCCAGCCAGGCUAUCCAGGAUAUGGUGGAGUUCCACCACCAGGCCAGUACCCUGGAGGAUAUGUACCACCUCCUGCUCAGUACCCUGCAGGGGGAGCACCUUAUGGGCAUGCUGGAGCUCCUUCAGGUCCUUUCCAAGCACCACCAGGCGGAGGCUAUCCUCAAGGAGGCGGUUAUCCCCAGGGAGGUGGCUAUCCCCCACAGCCCUAUCGUUAGGUGUUGAUCUGAGGGCCAUUGCCAGUGAAAGCCUAAGGGAUGUCUGGAUGUAAAACAUUUACUUCUAUGCAUUCAAUUUUUCAAAUUAUUUACUGUAGAAUUAUAUAUUUUACAUCUACCCCAUAUGUUUUGUUUUAAAAAAUAUGAAUUAUUUUUUUUUACAAGAGAAUGUUUCAAUUUAUGAGUCCAAAAUUGUGUAUUAAGUUGCUAUUUCUUAAUAUUCUGCUUCUAUGUGUAAAUGACAAUUUUUAUUAUUAUAUUUUUUUAUUUUUCAGAAUAAACUGCUUUAUGUAUAUUUAAAUAUUGGAUGUAAAUUUUUUUUCUUGUUGGUGUCUUUUGUCUGGUUAUGUUUCUAAAUCAACUUUCACAGUAUUUUUGUUUGUUUGUUACCUAAGAAAUUAUAUCUUUUUGAAUAAAAGCUUGUGAAUUAUUAUCAGCCUCAAAUGACUUUUUAAAACAACUUUUUGAGACUUUUUUUUUUUAUUUACCAUACUGUGAUAUAUAAACUAGUGUUAUCCUAUAGUUAUCAUCUAAAGCCUUGAACAUUUUUGUAUGAAUGAUGUUUCUUUUUAUAGGGUAAUCUAUAUUAUUGUUAUAUUUAAAUAAUAAAUCUUAUUAAAUUAGAA